AUGUCUGUUAUAUACAACAGCACUGAAAUAUUGCUUAGUCCUUCGCCCGUUGAUUCGGCGUCGUGGGUUGUAGGACUUACCGUUGUGACCGAAGCAAGCUCGCCAUUCCUGUGGACAUUCACUGCAAUUGUUGGAGCAUCGCUUCUUGCCUGGUUCAGGAAGCCCUGGACCGACGGACAUGGUCACAAAAUUCCUAAGGGCCCGGUAGGGCUUCCAAUCUUUGGUUCGUUUUACUAUUUGACUAGGUAUCCUGAGUUGACUCUGGACUACUGGGCGAAGAAGUUCGGAGGCUUAUAUUCUAUCUGGCUUGGAAACCAACUGUUUGUCAUUAUCUCUGACCCAAACAUUGCCAAAGAUCUCAUGGUUACCAAUGGGAACGUGUUUUCUUCUCGCAAAGUAAUGUUUAUCAAAAGCCAAACUAUUUUUGCUGGUCGAGGCAUCACUGCUACUCCAUACAAUGACCGAUGGCGCAAGCACCGCCGUAUUGCAGCCAAAUGGCUAAACCAGCGCGCCGUCGACUCUUACUCUCCUGUCUUGGAUCGCGAGUCACUCUCGCUGGUAAAGGCAUUGCUUAUUGAAAGCAAAGGAGGCCUGGUCUCCGUGAGCCCUCAGCCUCAUGCUGGUCGUUGCUCAUUGAACAAUAUGACAACUAUCACGUUUGGUUUCCGAGCGGACAGCAUCGAUCACCCCCUGGUAGGACGGGCCUUGAAUCUCAGCCGUGAAUUUAUGAACUGCACCGGCCCUAUGUCAAAUCUCAUUGAUUUUGUUUCUAUUCUGCAGUAUCUACCGACACCAUUGCACAGGCGUGCCAAAAGACUGCACAAAGGCUUGGUCGACACAUAUGGUGGCUUUAUCAAGGAAACUGAGCAGAAGAUGAAGGAAGGUAAAAAGGUUGAGGACUGUUUAGCGAAGACGAUGAUUGAACUCCGCCAUAAAGAAGACCUUGAUGAUUUGGAUAUGGCAAUCCUUGCGUCAGCCUUCAUGAUUGGCGGUGUUGAGUCAACUGCCGCUAUUAUGCAAUGGUUCUCUGCUAUUAUCCCUGCCUAUCCUGAAAUCCAGAAAAAGGCCCAGGAAGAACUUGAUCGUGUCAUUGGACGUGAUCGUCUCCCUGGCAUUGAAGAUGAAGAGAAUCUUCCUUAUUGUCACGCUAUCGUUAAGGAAGUCGAGAGAGUUCACAAUCCUUUCUGGUUAGGUACUCCCCACGUUUCCAGUGAGGACUUCGUCUACCAAGGAAGUUUCAUUCCCAAGGGUACUGUGGUCGUUCUUAACACUUGGACUAUGCACUUUGAUUCCGACCGCUAUUCUUCCCCUGACAAAUUCGAUCCGGAUCGUUAUAUCGAUGACCCAUUGACGUCUGCUGAUAGUGUCCGUGUCGCCGAUCCUAUGAAGAGAGACCACUGGAUGUUUGGAGCUGGUCGUCGCAUUUGCCCUGGAAUGAUUGUGGCUGAGCGCGAGAUUUGGCUGACAAUCUCCCGUAUGCUCUGGGCAUUCGAUAUGUACGAGAUUCCAGAGGAGCCUAUCGAUUUGAAAGAAUACGAUGGCCUCUCUGGGCGUUCUCCAGUGGCGUUCCGAAUCGGAUUGAAGCCACGGCAUGAGAAUGUUGCGAAGCUGCUAGAGAAGGUUGAGAUUUAA
Penicillium concentricum is the source of this 1632-nucleotide messenger RNA. RefSeq names its product cytochrome P450. Bases 1 to 1632 code for a protein of 543 amino acids. The record is from RefSeq and is a predicted model, not a curated record. Lineage: Eukaryota; Fungi; Ascomycota; Eurotiomycetes; Eurotiales; Aspergillaceae. Gene Ontology annotation, molecular function: oxidoreductase activity, acting on paired donors, with incorporation or reduction of molecular oxygen; heme binding; monooxygenase activity. The transcript is spliced from 8 exons.